AUGAGUGUUGGAGGAGAUGGGCUCUUCAUCUUCAGCCUGUCUGUGGGCCUGGCGUGCUUGUUUGGCUUCUGUCGUAAUGGGUGGCUUCACCUUGCCGCCUGUGUGGGCAGCGGGGAUCCCUGCUGGAGCCGCGCCACCAUUCAACCUCGCCUGUCAGUGGACGAUGUUCCGCCUUACUUCAAAAUGGACCCUCCCCAGACCCAGGUUCAUUUGGAGGGGAAUCGCCUGGUACUGACUUGCAUGGCGGAGGGAAGCUGGCCGUUGGAAUUCAAAUGGAUUUAUAAUGGGACAGAAUUGACUAAAUUCUCCUUGGAAUACAGGUACUUGAUCCCGACACUGGACCGAAAGAAUGCCGGACACUACCGUUGCAUUGUGAGGAACCGAGUGGGCGCCAUUAUGCAAUGCAGCACCGAAGUGCAAGUCGCCUAUAUGGGGGGUUUUGUGGAGGUGGAGCGCUCGCAGACAGUGUCUCAGGGAGACGGCGCUCUUAUCCAUGCGCCGCGGAUCCACAGCUUCCCCAGGCCUCAGAUCACAUGGUUCAGAGACGGCCGCAAGAUCCCCUCCAGCAGCCGAAUUGCCAUCACGCUGGACAACACUCUGGUCAUUCUGUCCACCGUGGCGCCGGAUGCGGGCAGAUAUUACGCUCAGGCCGUGAACGACAAGAACGGGGAGAACAAAACCAGCCAGCCGGUCACGCUCACGGUGGAAAAUGUGGGAGGACCGGCAGACCCUAUAGCCCCUUCUAUCAUCAUCUCACCAAAGAACACCAGUGUGACUGUGGGGAGAAAUGAAGCUGUCAUGGAGUGUGUUGCCAAUGCAAGGCCUCUUGUCAAAAUGAGUAUCACUUGGAGGAAGGAUGGCGUAACGAUCAACACCGGAAUCCGGGAUUUUGGCCGCAGACUGGUCAUCAGCUUGCCUGCAGUUAGCGAUAGUGGCUACUACGAGUGCGAGGCGUCACUCAAGAGCAGCAGUGUGCCCUCCGUCACUGCUGGAGCUUAUCUGCGUGUUCUCGAAUACCCGCUCUUUGUGAAGGAGCCACCCAGUCAUAUCAGUGCAGAGAUGGAGAAGGUGGUGGACAUCCCCUGUCAGGCACGUGGAACGCCUCAGCCUGACAUAGUGUGGUACAAAGAUGCCGUGCUUAUCAGCCCGGUGAAAAUCCCCCGCUACAAGGUUCUGGGAGGAGGCAGUCUCCAGAUCAACGGGCUCCUACCAGACGACACAGGGAUGUUCCAGUGCUUUGCCCGCAAUCGAGCUGGAGAGAUACAGACCAACACCUAUCUCGCUGUUACAAGCAUCGCCCCUAACAUCACCGCCGGACCCGUUGACAGCGCGGUGAUUGACGGCAUGUCUGUCAUUCUGCACUGCGAGACCUCGGGAGCGCCGCGACCAGCCAUCACCUGGCAGAAAGGUGAACGUGUCUUGGCCAGUGGUUCGGUCCAGCUGCCCCGGUUCACGCUGUUGGAGUCCGGCAGCCUGCUAAUUAGUCCCUCCCACCUGUCUGAUGCUGGAACCUACACCUGCAUGGCCAGCAACUCCAGGGGCAUCGACGAGGCUUCAGCUGACCUCCUGGUCUGGGCACGUACACGCAUCACCAAAGUCCCACAGGACCAGAGUGUCAUCAAAGGGACCAAGGCCGUAAUGACUUGUGGUGUGACCCAUGACCCCAGCGUCACGGUCAGGCAUGUGUGGGAGAAGAGUGGCGCGCUGAUUGAUGUGAACACGUCCCCGCGCCUGAGGCUGGACCCCGAUGGGACCCUGCACAUCUCCCAGACGUGGUCGGGCGACAUCGGGACCUACACCUGUCGCGUGACAUCAGUGGGGGGCAAUGACUCCCGCAGCGCGCACCUCCGAGUCAGGCAAUUGCCCCAUGCUCCAGAAAACCCAAUAGCUGUUCUGAGCAGCGCCGAGAAAAGGGCCAUCAAUCUAACCUGGGCCCAGGCUUUUGAUGGGAACAGCCCCCUGAUCCGCUACAUCCUGGAGGUGUCAGAAAACAAUGCCCCGUGGACCGUGCUGUUGGCGAGCAUUGAACCUGAGUCUACCGGCGUGACAGUGGGCGGCCUCAUUCCCGCUCGGUCUUACCAGUUUCGACUUUGUGCUGUCAACGAUGUGGGCAGAGGCCAGUUCAGCAAAGAAACUGACCGACUAACUUUGCCAGAGGAACCUCCCAGUUCUCCCCCGCAGACCGUCAUGGCGAGCGGCCGCACAAAUCAGUCCAUCCUGAUCCAAUGGCAGCCUCCCCCAGAGAGCCACCAGAACGGCCCUCUGCAGGGCUACAUCAUCAGGUAUUGUUUGUCGGGGCUUCCGGUGGAUUGCCAAAAGAAGAAUAUAACAAACCCAGACCAGAGCAGCCUGCUCCUGGAGGACCUCAUCAUUUGGACAAACUAUGAGAUAGAAGUGGCAGCUUAUAACGGAGCGGGCAUCGGGACGUACAGCCACAAAGUCACCGAGUGGACCCUACAAGGAGUGCCCACUGUACCACCAGGAAAUGUUCAAGCUGAAGCUGUCAACUCUACAACUGUGCGUUUCACCUGGAGCGCCCCGAGCCCCCAGUUUAUCAAUGGAAUCAACCAAGGCUACAAGCUUCUGGCCUGGGAGCCCACUCGUCCAAACGAGGUCUCAGGCAUGAUAGUGCGUCCCAACUUCCAGGACAGCGUUCACGUCGGCUACAUCUCCGGUCUUAAAAAAUUCACCGACUAUUACUCCUCCGUGCUUUGCUUCACCACCCCUGGGGACGGCCCACGCAGUAUUCCGCAGCGCGUCCGAACCCACGAGGACACCCCUGGAGCUGUGGGCCAUCUAAGCUUUACGGACAUCUUGGACACAUCACUAAAAGUCAGCUGGAAAGAGCCACAAGAGAAAAAUGGCGUCCUUACAGGUUACCGGAUAUCAUGGGAGGAGUUCAACCGCACCAACACCCGGGUGACCCAUUAUUUGCCCAAUCUGACACAGGAUUACAAGGUCACAGGCCUGACAGCGCUCACCACAUACACUAUUCAAGUGGCGGCCAUGACCUCCAAGGGACAGGGCCAGAUCUCUGCCUCCACCAUAUCCUCCGGGGUGCCCCCAGAGUUUCCGGGUCCUCCUACCAACCUCGCCGUCUCCAACAUUGGCCCCCGCUCUGUCAUGCUGCAGUUCAAACCAGGUUACGACGGAAAAACAUCCAUCUCCCGUUGGCAGGUGGAAGCUCAGAUCGGAAUAAUAGGCGAGAAUGAAGAGUGGUUGCUGGUACAUGAAGUGACUAAUGAGCCUGACGCCAGAUCUCUCAAUGUGCAAGACUUGAAUCCAUUUACUUUCUACAGGUUCAGAAUGAGUCAAGUGAACAUAGUGGGUCCAAGUCCUCCCAGUCAGCCAUCCAGGAAGAUCCAGACCCUCCGAGCUCCUCCAGACAUCUCUCCGGCCAACGUGACCCUGCGCACAGCGAGCGAGACCAGUCUGUGGCUGCGCUGGGUGCCUCUUCCAGAGUGGGAGUACAACGGUAAUCCAGACUUGGUUGGAUACAGACUGCAGUACUCAAAGGCCGGCUCUAAAGGAGGCGUCCUAUCUCAUGUCAUAAUGGACCGACUGGAGAGAGAGUUCACCAUUGAAGACUUGGAGGAGUGGACGGAGUAUGAAGUCCGAGUGCAAGCGAUGAAUGGCGUCGGGUCAGGUCCGUGGAGUCAGGCGGUGGUCGGGAGAACAAGGGAAUCUGUGCCCUCCUCUGGCCCCCAAAACGUGUCAGCCUUUGCCACCACCUCCAGCAGUAUCCAGGUGCGCUGGGGCGAAGUACCGGAGCAGGACCGCAAUGGCCUGAUUCUGGGCUACAAGGUUGUGUUUAAGGAGAAAGACUCAGAUAUGAUUCCCAAUUUUUGGACAGUGGAUGGCAACACUAGCCACAGCGUUCUGUUGACGGAACUGGGGAAGUAUGUUCUAUAUGAAAUACAAGUGGUGGCCUUCACACGUAUUGGAGAUGGACGCAGCAGCCAGCCUCCCAUUCUGGAGAGAACUCUUGAUGAUGUGCCUGGUCCACCUGUGGGUAUUUUAUUCCCAGAAGUCAGAACCACUUCAGUCAGACUAAUCUGGCAACCCCCUGCUCAGCCUAAUGGCAUCAUUCUGGCCUAUCAGAUCACAUAUCGGAGAAACUCUUCAAACAGCAACGGCGCCACAGUAGACGUGUUGAGCCCCAGUGCGCGACAGUACACAGCCACUGGUCUUAAGCCCGAGACGGUUUAUGUAUUUCGACUCACUGCGCAAACACGCAAAGGCUGGGGCGAAGCUGCCGAGGCCCUGGUCGUCACUACAGAGAAGAGAGCCCGACCCCAGCCCACCAGUCGCCCUGUGGUCCCCCAACAGAACGUCCAGGCUCGCAGGGUGCUGUUGUCAUGGGAACCGGGCAGCGAUGGCUUGUCCCCUGUUCGCUACUACACCGUCCAGUACAGGGAGCUGCCGGACAGUAACUGGACUGUGCACUCGGCCUCCGUCAGCCACGAGACGACCUCCUACAUCGUGGACCGGUUAAAACCCUUCACUUCUUAUCAGUUCCGUGUCAAAGCGACUAAUGACAUUGGAGACAGUGAAUACAGCCAGGAGAGCGAGGCAAUUACCACGCUACAAGACGUUCCUGACAAAGCGCCGACCAUUUUAGCUGUUACUCCACACACUACAACGUCUGUGCUCGUCCGGUGGAAGUCGCCCACAGAGGACCACAUCAACGGAGUUCUACUGGGAUACAGAGUUCGCUACAGAGAACUACACUACGACCGGCUGCGGACUUUCUCUGUCCGAACCGUCAACAACCCUGCCAACUGGGCUGACCUCGCUGCUCCCUACAGCAUCAGGAACCUCAGUGAGUCCUCGCUGACCCAAUACGAGCUGGACAAUUUGAGCAAACAUAAGCGAUACGAGAUCCGACUUAGUGUGUACAAUGCGGUGGGGGAGGGUCCCAGCAGUGUGCCCCAGGAAGUGUUCGUCGGGGAGGCCGUUCCUACGGCACCUCCUCAAAACAUUGUGAUCCAGUCUUCCACCGCUACCCAGCUGGACGUCACUUGGGACCCCCCACCUCCGCACGCUCAGAACGGAGACAUACAAGGCUACAAGAUCUAUUUCUGGGAGUUUCAGCUGCAGAAUGAGACGGAGCGUUUGCGCACACUCUUCCUGCCUGAGCUUGGGGUGAAGCUUAAAAACUUGACAGGUUACACCACCUACAUGAUCAGCGUGGCAGCCUUCAAUGCCGCAGGGGAUGGGCCGCGCUCCCUGCCCACCAGAGGGCGCACUCAGCAAGCAGCCCCCACAGCUCCGGGCUUCAUUCACUUUAGCGAGCUGACCACCACUUCUGUCAACGUGUCGUGGGGAGAGCCCAAGCAGGCCAACGGCAUCAUCGAGAGCUACCGGCUGGUUUAUGAGCCGUGCUCGCCAGUCGAUGACUCCUCUCCUCGCACUCCAGGUGUCAGCAAGAUAGUUACGGUAGACGUGAAGGCCAACGCCCCUCUGUGGAUGAAACUGAAAGACCUCGCCGAUGGAGUCACCUAUAAUUUCCGAAUCCGGGCCAAAACUCUGACGUACGGCCCUGAAGUGGAGGCUAAUAUCACCACCGGGCCUGGAGAAGGAGCCCCGGGUCCACCUGGAGAACCCUUUAUCGCUCGACAUGGUACAGGCCUCACUCUGCACUGGACCAGCGGAGAGCAAGGCCGCGCUCCUAUCACACGAUACGUCAUUGAAGCCAGGCCCUCGGAUGAAGGACUGUGGGAUAUUCUCAUCAAAGACAUCCCAAAAGAAGCUACAUCCUACACAUUUAACCUGGAGUUAUUAAAAGAAGGCGUAACAUAUGACUUUCGAGUAAUUGCUGUUAAUGACUACGGAUAUGGCUCCCCCAGUGCCCCCUCCCCCUCCAUCUCAGCUCAGAAAGUUUCCCCAUUCUACGAGGAGUGGUGGUUCCUGGUUGUGAUCGCACUAGUGGGCCUUAUCUUUAUCUUGCUGCUAGUUUUUAUACUCAUCAUUCGUGGCCAGAGUAAGAAGUACACCAAGAAAAAUGAUUCAGGUAACCACUCCAACUGCACCUCGCUGCCUCUCACCCACGGAGAGAUGGUGCGCAUGGACGAGGGCCGCUUCCCAACCCUGGAGCUCAACAACAGACGCCUCUCUGUGAAAAACUCCUUCUGCCGCAAGAAUGGCAUCUACACACGAUCGCCCCCCAGGCCCAGUCCCGGCAGCCUGCACUACUCCGAUGAAGAUGUCAGCACCAAAUACAACGACCUGAUCCCCGCAGAGAGCAGCAGCCUCACAGAGAAGCCGUCCGAGAUAUCCGACUCCCAGGGCAGUGACAGUGAGUAUGAGAUGGACCAGAGCCGGCAGAAGACUCACUCCUUUGUGAACCACUACAUCAGUGAUCCCACUUACUACAACUCGUGGAGACGGCAGCCGAAGGGUGUGUCCCGCCCUCCAGCGUAUGGCUACGCACAGCCCGAACCUCUGGUGGAGCAGGAGUCCAGACCACUGCCCCCUCCAGUGCCCCCCCUGCCCCCUCUCCCCCCACUGCUGCCUCAGAGUGCCUCCACACCACAGCCCCAGGGCCAGGGCACCCUGUUCAGGCCCAAAGGCAGCCGGACUCCCACCCCCUCCCUGCUGUCGUCUGAACCGCUGAGUCAGCACAGCACCCUGUACCGGCCCCCCAGCAGCCUGGGCUGUGCUCAGACGCCCAGCGCCGGCUUCUCCUCCUUUGUUUGA
Messenger RNA from Knipowitschia caucasica, 6699 nucleotides. Lineage: Eukaryota; Metazoa; Chordata; Actinopteri; Gobiiformes; Gobiidae. The record is from the annotation of a GenBank genome assembly.